CCAACCCGUGCAGCAGCAGCUGCUGCCCCUCUUCCUUACCCUCAUCAUCACUCACCCACAAACAAACCUAACACAGCCACAAGUGAAACCCAUAGCAGCAACCUCACCCUCCUUUAGCGUAGCAGCACACACACGCAUAGAGAAAGAUAUCGGAGGAGAGGAGAGGGAGUCGGAGAGGCAGGGACGGUGCCACAGCCAGGGCUCACUGCCGCCCAGCUUGCCGUCGCGCCUCUGCCACCGAGAGGAGGAGGGAGAAUACGCGAUGCUGGAGGAGCCGCCCAGUCCCUGUCGCCUCUCGCAGCCGCUACGGUCCAUGCCGCCUUCGUCGUCGCCAGGGGAAGCCAGCGCCGCCAGUGUCGCAGUCGUGUGUGGAUGCAUGCCGCGCUCAGCCGCCAUCGCAUCCUGCCAUGCCGUCACCACAGAGCUGCCGAUCCGCCGUUGGAGAGAGAGAGGCUGGCGGGAGGUUGAGGUGCAUGGAAGAGGGCGAAGCCGACGCUGUCGCCGAUGCUGUCACCGCCGCGUGUGGAGUUGCCGCCUCCGUGCCGUCGAGAAGGCUGUUCAGCCACACAGAGUAAGGGGGAGAGAAAGCCCGGGAGCAGAGAGAGAGUGGAGGAAACUGCCUCUGCCGUCGCCGGAGAACUCUGCCGUUGAUCCACCGAAGCUUCUGGCCACCGCCGGAGUUGUUGCUGGGGCCGGUUCGAAAGCGCAGCUGCUUCGUUUUGUUAAUUCAUUGUUGAGAUUGUUGAGAAAGCAAGUGGAGCUGAGUUGUUGGCUGCGGUUGAUUUCGAGUUGAGGCUAAAAGGAUUCUGUGAUGCGUUUGAGUUAUGGAAUUUGCGUUUUGAGGAUAUGGGCGCAGAAGUUACGAAGAAUUUAUUUAGUUAUUGUUGUGAUGCUCUGUAUGGCCUUAGUUAUUAUUUAUUGUACCCUCGCCUUUAUCUUGAUAUAUUCUAUAAGAGGGAUAGGAAUUAUAUUGGUUAAUGUUUGUAAUAUUACUUAUAUAUAUGUAUGUAUAUAUAUGGAUGUAUCUUUUAAGAGUUUUUGUAAGUUGUAUGGUAUCUAUGGAUGUACUUUGUCGAACGAAAGUAUUUUGGGAGUGGUAUUGCGUUUUUAAAGUUUUAAA
Messenger RNA from Arachis stenosperma, 1120 nucleotides. RefSeq lists its product as uncharacterized. Bases 263 to 793 code for a protein of 176 amino acids. The record is from RefSeq and is a predicted model, not a curated record. NCBI's taxonomy places the organism in Eukaryota, Viridiplantae, Streptophyta, Magnoliopsida, Fabales, Fabaceae. The transcript has 4 exons.